GCCCGCCGGGAGCCGUCGGGCGCCGCGGGCGCACGGCAGGGCUCAGCGCCGCGCCGGCACCCUCUCUCUGCCGGCUGCGGCAGCGCUCUGUGAUACCCGUCGCUGCGCCUUCUCCCCGCAGUCCUUCUCUUUUUGGUUGGUUUUUUUUUUCCCCUCUUUUUUUCUCCCCCCCCUCCUCCUCCCCGGGUUUUUUAUUCCCCCCCCCUUCAGAUUUUUGUUUUUUCAGCGCGCUGAGAGCAGCCUCUCUUCCAUUUACUUGAUUCGCAGGUUGGUUGUAUCUAUUUGGGGGCUUUUAUCCUCCCCUUUUUUUGCUGUCCGGCUCUCUCCACCCCCGAAUUUUAUCUAGUUGUAGCAACUUGCUGCCUUUUUUUUUUUUUUUCCUUAUUAUUACUGAUAUUUUUUCACUGGCGCCUCCCGUGCAUUUUCCGAUCGCGAGCCGCCCUCGCAGCCCGGUUUUUAACAGCAUUUUGUCUGCAGAUCUCCCCUUUGUUUGCACGGAUCCCUUUUUAUUUUUUGAUUUUUUUUCCUUGUUGUCGUUCGUUGUUAAAGUGACUUUUUUUUUUUUUUUGUUGGGGGGGGCGCUGUAUUUAAACACUUAAAAUGCACUGCUAUCUCCUGAGCGUGCUCCUCACAGUGGAUCUGGCCACCGUGGCUCUCAGCCUGUCUACCUGCAGCACCCUCGACAUGGAUCAGUUUAUGCGCAAGAGGAUCGAGGCUAUCCGGGGGCAAAUCUUGAGCAAACUCAAGCUCACCAGUCCCCCGGACGAGUACCCCGAGCCCGAGGAGGUGCCCCCGGAGGUCAUCUCCAUCUACAACAGCACCAGGGACCUGCUGCAGGAGAAAGCCAACCACAGAGCUGCCACUUGCGAGAGGGAGAGGAGCGACGAGGAAUACUAUGCCAAAGAAGUUUACAAAAUAGACAUGCAGCCUGGUUACCCCGAAAAUGCCAUCCCGCCGAACUAUUUCAGCCUUUACUUCCGAAUCGUCAGAUUUGAUGUCUCAGCAAUGGAAAAGAAUGCUUCCAAUUUGGUGAAGGCCGAGUUUAGGGUCUUCCGCCUGCAGAACUCCAAGGCACGGGUCUCGGAGCAGCGGAUAGAGCUGUACCAGGUGUUAAAAUCUAAAGAAUUAUCAUCACCAGGACAGCGCUACAUUGACAGCAAAGUAGUUAAAACGAGAGCUGAAGGAGAAUGGUUGUCAUUUGAUGUCACUGAGGCUGUACAUGAGUGGCUCCAUCACAGAGACAGGAAUCUUGGAUUUAAGAUAAGCUUACAUUGUCCGUGCUGUACCUUCGUGCCUUCCAAUAAUUAUAUCAUCCCAAAUAAAAGUGAGGAGCUUGAAGCAAGAUUUGCAGGUAUUGAUGACUACACAUAUUCCAGUGGUGAUGUGAAAGCUUUAAAGUCCAAUAGGAAAAAAUACAGUGGGAAGACCCCACAUCUUCUGCUAAUGUUAUUACCCUCCUACAGACUUGAGUCGCAACAGCCCAGUCGGCGGAAGAAGCGUGCUCUAGAUGCUGCCUAUUGUUUUAGGAAUGUGCAGGAUAAUUGCUGUCUGCGUCCACUUUAUAUUGACUUCAAGAGGGAUCUUGGCUGGAAAUGGAUUCAUGAACCUAAAGGAUACCAUGCUAAUUUCUGUGCAGGAGCCUGCCCGUAUUUAUGGAGCUCAGAUACUCAGCACAGCAGAGUACUCAGCUUGUAUAACACCAUAAAUCCAGAAGCUUCUGCCUCUCCGUGCUGUGUGUCCCAGGAUUUGGAACCCCUCACCAUCCUCUACUACAUUGGCAAAGCACCCAAAAUUGAACAACUGUCCAACAUGAUUGUAAAGUCUUGCAAGUGCAGCUAAAGGAUAUCUCCGAAACAGCAUGAUGUGUGUUUAUUAAAAAAAAAAAAUAACCGAGGAAAAAAAGAAAGAGAGAGUGAGAAGGAAAGAAAGAAAAAUAAAAACCCAAGUUCAUCAGUGUUAAAAAAAAAAAAAAAAAGAAGAAAAAAAGUGGUACUAGUCCGAACUGUUUGAAAGUUUUUGGUUUUGUUUUUUUUUUAAACUGGCAUCUGAAGCAAAACAUUGAAGGCUUUUUUCCUACAUUUCACCUACACAUAGUGUGAGAUAGACAAGAAGCAAAGUUAAAGAAAAAAGAAACCUUUUAAAAAAUAAACACUGGAAGAAAUUUGUUAGUGUUACUAUGUGAAAGGAAAAAAACAGGAAAAUCCCAUGAAGUGGAGUUGCUGUAUCUGUCCCGUGCCUUACUUGAUCUCUCUGUAUUGUUACGCAAUAGGCAUCCUACCCAUUCCUCUUAGUUGUAGAGUUAACAGUGCAUUAUUUAUUUGUGUGUAAAAACUAUUAAAUGAACAUUUCCAUAUCGCCAUUGGAAAAAAAAGAAAACCAGCCAAUGUGGACAAAGUGGAGACCAAAUAAGCUGCCAGAAAUACAUAUAAAGCCUAAAGGAACACAAGCUCAAAAGAAUCAGAAGAAUAAUGGUUAGUUUAGUUUGAUUAAAAUAGAAAUCAGUUAUUACAUUAUUGACAAACUCUGCCUUUAAAAUACCUUAUUUUUUGUGCCAGCUGCCUAGAGAGACUUCUUGUAAGGUCUCAAACCCUUGUUUUAAAUACUGAAUAAUUUACUAAUAAAGGACACUCUGUUUCAGUCUCAAAGACAAGUCUAUAAGAUUUUUUUUUUUACUGUAAAUGAUUUAAAAUGUCAGUUUAGUAAACCAGUGAAAUAUUUAACAUGUACUGGUCUAAUCUUCAGACCUUAAUAUGUUGCUGUAUAGCUAUGCUAUGGGAUUUUUUUUGUUCUUUUGGUAUAUGUAACCAUACCUAGAGUAUUACAAUAGGUGGGUAGUAAAAGCCAGCUUAAUUGGAAACAUAUCUGUAGAUCUCUAUUUGUAAACUAUUAAAAAAUUACCUACUUUAUGUGUAAUGUGUAAA
Messenger RNA from Chiroxiphia lanceolata (lance-tailed manakin), 2921 nucleotides. RefSeq names its product transforming growth factor beta 2 (gene TGFB2). The transcript has 7 exons. Bases 601 to 1839 code for a protein of 412 amino acids. Gene Ontology annotation, molecular function: type II transforming growth factor beta receptor binding; cytokine activity; growth factor activity. Gene Ontology annotation, biological process: transforming growth factor beta receptor signaling pathway; BMP signaling pathway; SMAD protein signal transduction. Gene Ontology annotation, cellular component: extracellular region. Lineage: Eukaryota; Metazoa; Chordata; Aves; Passeriformes; Pipridae. The record is from RefSeq and is a predicted model, not a curated record.